AUGGCGGGCGCGCUGGGCGUGGGGCCGGGGGUGCUGGCGCUGCUCGUGCUCUGGGCCAUGGCGCUGCUGCUCGUGCUGGCGCUGGUGCGCGCCGGCCGCGCCCGGGUCGCCGCGGUGCCGGUGGCGUUCGGAGCCGCCGCGCUCACGGCCGCGCUGCUGCUCUUCCCCCGGGAAGGCGAGAGUCCGGCCCCGGCCGGCGCUGAGGAGAUUGUGGACACCUUCCUCAUUGGCCGCUUCAUCCUGCUGGCUGUGAUGAGCCUGGUCUUCCUCGGGUGCCUGUUCCUGUUCCUCAUUUACCACCUCAUGGAGCCUGUGUAUGCCAAGCCACUCCGCAGCACCUAGAGACAGCAGUCUCUGCCAAGAGGAGAUCCUGAUUUCAUGGGAAUAAAGCAGAAAGAGACAGCAGGGAGCUGUUCUGGAGGUGACCAUGACGUUGUUUCUGAGCUCAGAAAGAGCCAGUGUAGAAAGUGAAGUCUUUGCUUCAUCUUGAAAAGCAAAGUUUGGUCUGAGCAUGAGCCCCUUCCUCCCCAGGGGGUUCAAGCCUCUGCACCUGCAAAGGUGUGUGAACCUCUGAAUCCUGCUCUCAUUUACAGGAGAGCUGAGAUUCAGGCACUUGGUGCUGCUCCUGAUUCAGUGCAUUGAACUGAACUGAGAUGUUUUUUUAUUGUUACCCACAAGAGAUGGUUUGUUACUGCUCCUUUUUCACUGUGGUUUAAUAAAACUUUUUGAGAAAUCCCC
Messenger RNA from Sturnus vulgaris (Common starling), 738 nucleotides. RefSeq names its product transmembrane protein 218 (gene TMEM218). The record is from RefSeq and is a predicted model, not a curated record. NCBI's taxonomy places the organism in Eukaryota, Metazoa, Chordata, Aves, Passeriformes, Sturnidae.